CCCGAAUAACCAUCCGGGAGAAUGAUGUGGACAUCUCCGAUUCAGAUGACGAUGAAAAUGUUGUCGAGAGCUUCACCACCUGCCACAGAGCAUUGCAGACCAUUGUGAAAUAUGUCCCUUUGACACCGCAAUUUCUCAUGCCAGUGCUGGCUGAAAAAUUUCCCUUUAUUAACAAGUCAGAAAGAACCUUACAAUGUUAUCUCCAUAAUUUGCUGCGAAUAAGCGUAUAUAUCCCAGCGUUGAGGCAUGACAUUUUGGAGCUGGUUGUUGAGAAGCUGCUAAAAAUUGAUGUAAGCGCCCCAAGAAAAGAUAUCGAAGCUGCCGAAGAAGAAGAAGAGGGAAACGGUGAGAAGGGACUCUUCAAUAUGGAUGAAGAUGGGGAGAAUCUGGAGAAGAGUGAACUCAUGGCUCAUCCCAUUGCAGAACGCCUCGACAUCUUGAUGAUCGUGAUGUUUUCCUACAUUAAAGACAUAUGCUACGUUAAUGGGAAAAUUGAUGUUGGCAACACAAAAGACUUAUACCGAGACCUUGUGGCUAUCUUUGAUAAGCUGAUUUUAACCACCCAUGGAUCAUGUCAUGUGCAGUUCAUCAUGUUCUACCUCUCUAGUUUCAGAUUGGUAAUUGCAGAGGCUUUUGUGGAGCAUCUCUGGAAAAAGCUACAGAAUCCCAACGUUCCUGCUGUAAUCCGGCAAACCACUGGGAACUACAUUGGCAGCUUUUUGGCACGGGCCAAGUUUAUUCCCAUUGUGACGGUGAAAACCUGCUUAGAUCUCCUGGUCAGCUGGCUGCACACCUACAUCGACAAUCAGGGCACGGGGUCCCGAGCAUUUUGCGACGUUGCGCUCCACGGUCCGUUCUACGCCGCCUGCCAGGCUGUAUUCUACAUAGUCAUCUUUCGCCACAAGCAGAUCCUGGAUGGAAAUCUCAAGAAAGGUUUGGCCUACUUACAAAGAUUAAACUUUGAGCGCAUCAUUCUGUGCCAGUUGAACCCCCUAAAGGUGUGCCUGCCAACCAUUGUGAGUCUCUUUGCUGCCCUCACCAG
Thamnophis sirtalis is the source of this 1042-nucleotide messenger RNA. NCBI's taxonomy places the organism in Eukaryota, Metazoa, Chordata, Lepidosauria, Squamata, Natricidae. The record is from RefSeq and is a predicted model, not a curated record.